AUGUCUUUCAGUCCAGAAGCCCUCGCGUCAGCCACCAUGGCCCAACUAACGGGCGGUUAUCUUAGGCGCAUCCUGGUUGUCGUGACGGCUGGCGGCUACACCAACGCAGCUCCCCUGCUCGAAAUCGCCCGCAUCCUCGCCUCCCGCGGGUACGCCAUCGAGUUCGGUACCCUCGACGGCCGCACGGCGUGGACCAGAGACUGCCCCUUCGUCUCCCGCUGCCACGUCCUCGGCCCCGCGCCGCCCGCCGCCGUCGAGGAGGCCCAGUACCUGCGGAUGUCCAACUGGUCGAGCGGCGGUGACGACUGGGCCAACAAGUUCGCCGCCCGCCGCUUCCUCGAGUCAUCGUGGCCCGCCGUCUACCGGAGCCUGUCCCGCCUCGCCGCCGACCCGGACACCCGGCCCGACCUCGUCCUCGCUGACUACUGGGUCGAGGCGGCCCGCGACGUCGCCUCGGAGCACGACAUCCCGCUGGCCAUGCUGUGGCCGCAGAUGCCCACCGCCAUGCUGCACGCCCCCUACAUACCCGGCACCCCCGGUCUGCAGGUCGACAUCCUCUCCUCCGAGCACGCCUCUCUCCGCCAGCGCUUCCGCAGCGCCCUCUCCAUCUACGCCGCCGCGCCGCACUAUUACCGCUACCUGCGCUGGCGCAGGAAGAUGCGUCUCGAGGCCGGCGUCUCGCGCCCGCUGCCCACCCUGCGGAAGCCCGACUACCUCUGCCUCGUCAACUCCAUGUUCGGCCUCGAGGUCGCCAAGGAUCUGCCGCCCAACGUCGCCGCCGUCGGCCCGGUGCUCUCCCACGAGACGCAGGAGAUCGGGGAGCCCUACGCCGGCUUCCUGGAGAAGCGCAGCAGGGUCCUCUACAUCUCCCUCGGCACACAUGUGCUGCUGCCGUGGGCGAGCCUGAAGAAGCUGCUCACGGGGGCCCUCGCGGCCCUCGGAGCGGGCCUCAUCGACGGCAUCAUCUGGCCGAUGCGGGCCAUGGCGCGCAAGCAGCUGGACCACAAGGCAAUCUUCCCCGUCCGGCUGCCGCUGUCUCAUGACGUCCGGUACAUGUCAGUCUCCGAGCUGCUCGCGGGACUCCACCCGUCCGUGCUGUUCGUCGACUUCGCGCCGCAGCGCGCCCUUCUCCAGGACGGGCGCGUCGCGGCGUUCCUGAGCCACGGCGGGCCCGCGUCCGCCAACGAGGCGCUGUUCGCCGGCGUGCCCGUCAUAACGCUCGCCGUCUACUUUGACCAGGUGCAAAACGAGAUGCGCCUGCGCGACGCCGGCGUCUCCGUCGCGCUCUGCAAGGACCGCUUUUCUUCCGAGGACGUGGAGGCGGCCGUCGGCGACGUCGUGCGGGACAAGUUGGCCGACGGCCCCAUCGCGGCCAACGUCGAGAGGAUGCAGAGGAUCGCUCGGGUGGCGUCGCGGCGCAAGUACCUCGCCGCGGACUUGAUCGAGGAGGUUCUGGUAGACGCCGAGGGCCGGAUCCGAGAGCAGCUGGCGGGGGGUCCGGGGUCCGGGGAUGGAGGCCGGGGGAGGAAGAGGGGACGGCAUAUGCAUCUUCAGCCGGCCGACGUGCGGAUACCGUACUGGAAAGCGAGAAAUUGGGACAUGUAUGGGCUGUGUGCGGUGGUGGUGUUGUCUGUCGUGGGCCUCGCAGCUGGACUCGCCGUGGCGCUCUGCUGA
Molecule: messenger RNA, 1674 nt
Organism: Colletotrichum destructivum
Lineage: Eukaryota; Fungi; Ascomycota; Sordariomycetes; Glomerellales; Glomerellaceae
Product: Putative UDP-glucuronosyl/UDP-glucosyltransferase, UDP-glycosyltransferase family
Exons: 2
Coding region: 1-1674 (557 amino acids)
Molecular function (GO): UDP-glycosyltransferase activity
Source: RefSeq, a predicted model, not a curated record